Messenger RNA from Entrophospora candida, 790 nucleotides. Lineage: Eukaryota; Fungi; Glomeromycota; Glomeromycetes; Entrophosporales; Entrophosporaceae. The record is from the annotation of a GenBank genome assembly.
AAUGGUACCAAAACCAAAAGAGAAAAGUAAUGGAGGUGAAGGAACAACAACAGGAGUUAUAGAAGAAUUGGCACAUUUACGUUACGUAGUUAACAUUGCUAAUGAACGUAUUGAAAAACUUGAACAAAAAUUAAUUUAUAAUUCUAACGAGUCAAAAGAUAAUUCUAAACGAAAUGAGUCAUUAAGAAUGAUACUUAUAGGACCUCCAGGAGCAGGUAAAGGAACCCAAGCACCAAAGAUCAAAGAAAGAUAUUGUAUUUGUCAUUUAGCAACAGGUGAUAUGUUACGCUCACAAGUAGCAGCAAAAACUAAACUUGGAGUAGAAGCUAAGAAAAUUAUGGAUUCCGGGGGUUUAGUUUCAGAUGAAAUUAUGGUUGGAAUGAUUGAAGAUGAAUUAAAAAAAAACCCUGAAUGUAAAAAUGGAACUGUGCCACAAGCUACAAAACUUGAUGAAAUGCUUAAGAAAGAUAAUAAAAAAUUAGAUAAUGCAGUUGAAUUGGUCAUUGAUGAUAAUUUGUUAGUGUCAAGAAUCGUUGGUAGAUUGAUCCAUACUGCUAGUGGUAGAACUUAUCACAGAAUUUUCAAAGAUGAUGUUACAGGUGAACCGUUAAUUCAACGUAGUGAUGAUAAUGAAGCAACUUUAAAGAAAAGAUUAGCAACAUAUCACCAACAGACUACUCCAGUGGUUAAUUAUUAUAAAGCAAAGGGUAUUUGGUCAGCAGUUGAUGCCUCUCAGAGUCCUAAUGUAGUUUGGCAAAGUUUAUUAGCAAUUUUUGAAAAUAAAAAAUAA